Aspergillus pseudoviridinutans is the source of this 1311-nucleotide messenger RNA. RefSeq names its product glycosyltransferase family 31 protein. Bases 1 to 1311 code for a protein of 436 amino acids. Gene Ontology annotation, molecular function: glycosyltransferase activity. Gene Ontology annotation, cellular component: membrane. The transcript has 2 exons. The record is from RefSeq and is a predicted model, not a curated record. Lineage: Eukaryota; Fungi; Ascomycota; Eurotiomycetes; Eurotiales; Aspergillaceae.
AUGCCGCUUUUUCAGCCUUGGACCCGUCCUCCACCGCGACGGAUUUACUUCAUCGCCCCUGUCAUCGGGCUUUUCCUGGUUUACUUUCUCUUCUUCUUUGAAACGACAGCUUUCACUCCGAAAAUCGUUGUCCCGUCGAUCACAUCGCAGCAAGACGAAAACGCAUGUCCGCCACUCCCAGGCAUUGAGGAUGUCCUGGUUAUCCUGAAAACAGGCGUCACAGAAGCACUGGAGAAAGUGCCAGUUCACUUUCAAACCACCCUUCGAUGCAUUCCCAAUUACGUGCUAUUCUCGGAUUUUGAAGAGGAAAUCAACGGGACCCACGUGCACGAUGUACUUCGCAGCGUCAACGAGACCAUCAAACGCACCAACCCGGACUUUGAUCUCUACAACCGUAUACAGGAACACGGGCGCAGCGGACUCGCGCCGGCCGACCUCAGCCGCGUUCCCAACACCGCAUUCGGAAUGCCCGACAACCCCGGCUGGAAGCUGGAUAAAUGGAAGUUCCUCCCCAUGAUCGACGAAACACUUCGGGUCCGCGACGAUGCCAAAUGGUACGUCUUCAUGGAGGCCGACACAUACUAUAUCUGGGCGAAUCUCCUGCAGUGGCUGGCGAAACUCAAUCCGAACAAACCCUACUACCUGGGUAAUCCGACGCAGAUUGGCCCUGUUAUCUUCGCUCAUGGCGGGUCGGGGAUUAUACUGUCGCGCGAAGCCAUGCGUCGAGCGUCGGAACUACGAGCUCAAGACCUUGAUGGAUGGGACCGAUAUACCGAGGAGCAGUGGGCUGGUGACUGCGUGCUGGGAAAGCUACUCCAUGACGCUGGAGCACCCUUGUUGUGGUCGUGGCCCUUGCUGCAGUCAAGUACCCCCGCAGAGUUUGAUCACUUUUCUGAGUCUUAUUUGAAAAAGCCGUGGUGUUACCCUCCGGUUGCGUAUCACCAUGUGACGGCGGAGGAUAUCCAAGAGCUAGCAGAGUUUGAACAGAGGUUCUUUCGUAACAAUUCUGUCAUAUUGCACAGCGACGUGUUUCGUCAUCUCAUCCAGCCACAGUUCAAGCCUUUACAACCCGACUGGGAUAACCUCUCCGAAGAGGAGCAAGUCAUUGGUGAGGCGAGCUGUAGGGAGUUGUGCGAGAGCAAACAUGAAUGUCUCCAGUAUUCUUAUGAGUCUGGGAAGUGUCGCACUUCGAAAAUGGCUAAACGGGGAGUCCAGAAGACUGGAGUUUCCUCUGGGUGGAUAACCGAACGGAUUGACGCCGUUGUAAAAGAGAUGGGCACUUGCGCGACACCGCAGUGGAUUCUCCGCUAG